This is a messenger RNA of Amoebophrya sp. A25, 5455 nucleotides long. The record is from the annotation of a GenBank genome assembly. NCBI's taxonomy places the organism in Eukaryota, Dinophyceae, Syndiniales, Amoebophryaceae.
AAUGAACUGUGUUGUCGUAGAGCAGAGCGUUGCAGCACUCUCCGUUUUUCUUACAUAAUUCCAUCUCCAGCACCUAGAUUUACCUGCAUCGAUGUUAUCAGACCAAUAUUCCAUCCAGAUUUAUUUGCUUGGACAAAUUAUUCUAAUCCGAUGGAUAGAGUUGUAUGAGUACGUGAGGCAAGCGGUCUUAGGUAGGCAUCCGUUUUGAAGCAAGCACGGCGGUCUCGUCUCUGCUUGUCGUACUUGAGUUACUAGAAGUAGAUAUAAACGCAAAAGGGAAGAAGACCCUAACGACCUCUGUCAUUCAUUUUGAAUAAAGGCGAUUCUACAACAAUAUCUAGUACGUAGAUACUAUCUAUCUUUUUCCAUUGAGAAUACACAAUAUAUCACAAGAAGAUGCUAUUCCGGACUCGUAGUCGUAGAGGUUAUCUCUACGCAGCUGCGUUGACGUUGAGCUUUGGGACCUUGGGAGGAACGGCGGUGCGCACAAAUGCGCCCCCUCAGCUGCCUGCUUGGAAACACAAAGUACGGAUUGGAGGGCGCACGCGAUUCUCUGCGGCUAGCAGUGUGACGUCGAUGGACGAGAGCGUCACGGACGUCGCGGGUGAAGACUCCCCGUGUUGGGUCAACGACUCCUUGGAGUUUCGAGACUUUGUAACAUGUAAUCGAGUGAUCACUGUGAAGGCGGUGGACGAUGGUGAGCACACUCUUGCUGAUGUUCUUCGUCAAGGCUUCAAGCACUUACAGCAGAUGGAGGCCGCGUCGUCACGGAGUUCUCCGAAAUCGGGUAGUAAGAAUAUCAAAGCUUCUACUAUGUGUGGAAAUGCCAAUAAUGCACGUUGUGGGCGGCCUGCUGCACUUCGGUCAGCAGGGGAUAAUAGAGCAAAUGGAGAUGGACAUGUGGGUGGUGGAGGCUUUGAAGAAGCGUCUCAAAACCAACGUCUUCAGGGUCCGCCGGGACAGCAGUUGCAAGGUGAAGAAAAAGCUGUGAAAGAGGAAAGGCAGCUGCAAAUCGACGCUGAUGGUGAGGAUCAUGAAAAGCGUGAAGUGUUGGAUCUGAACAAGCUCUUUGUGUUUAAGGCGGUAAUGGGCGAAAAUGAUGCGACAGUCACGAAAAGCGAGCCUCUGCCUCUAGAGAAUACCGUCGUGGAAAACUUACAGCUGCCUCAGCGAUUCCUUCUCCUGCUGGAUUUAGACAAGCUACUCGACGCGGACGCUGAACAAAAAUCUAAGAUUUACAUGCAACCGCUUUCCAUGCUAGAAAGCGUGCCACAGGAAGUCUGGGCAGCAGUAUCUCUUCACUUAAACUCAGUUUGCUACAUAUUUCCCUCUUCGUCUUCCUGGCUAUGCAAGUUCUGCUGACAUACAUGCAUUACUUAAGUCUUACAUAUUUUUCAACGAUACGGACAGCGGCAUUUUUGUAAAAUAUAUUUAUACUUAGACGAGACCGCGUGCAUCUUGCCCUAUCCCUUUCAUAUACUUCAAUAUCGAACAACAGGUCCUGCCAUUGAAUCAGGAGGGGGAGCAGACGAACACAAAGACUUCAUUGAUCACACCAAACAUCUUCUGCAUGUACCGAAGAGUGGCUGCGCCUGCGCGAGAUACCGGGCCACCUGCAAAGCGCCAGUUUAGUUUCCAAACUCGGUUGCGUGCGGUUAUGUGCAUCCUUCGACAGAUUGAGGCAUUUGCUGGACUGGAUGGCGUUGAGACAAAACGGCAUACGCGAAAGAUUAAUGCAUUGUUUUUACGUGUGCAAGAGUGGGUGUCUAGUAUGUUGACGCCUUCCACCUCUGAUGUGACUGUGAGUGCCACCAAGAGAGAGGCAGAGGUCUUGAUCUUGAAGAAACUUCGCAACGAAAUGCCCACCCAUCUGCGCGAUGCAGUACUGUUCCAAAAACUACGGAGUGAUUGCGAGGAGAUUCUACACAAGCGCGACAACUUGCAACCAGUUAUGACCAAUUUUACCUAAUUUCGCGACGCUCGAACAAAGACGACUUCGUAGAAAACGAAUUGCGCAUCAUCUUAAUUAUUUGAUGGGAUUAUCUGAACAUUUAGAUUUGAAAAGUAGUGGUCGUUUUUGCUCUAAUCUCGAAGCAAAGGGCAAUACUGUCACACCUGGUGAGACGUUUUCCCCCUCUCUGCAGCAAGCACAGAGGAGCGAGGUUGCAGAGAAGUCCGGUCAUGAUGCGAAAACGGAAAAUUCGCUUGCGGAACCUGUUGUAAGCGGUGCAACCAAAAAGAAAUUGCUUGCUGAAGAUGAUGCGGACGAGUGUGAGGUUCAAAUUAUGAACGCAGCUAUUCAACAUUGUCUUACUGUAUAUCUAUAUUCUGCAAUGAUAAUACUUUCAUCUACUCCUUGUCUUUCUGCCUAGUCGUGGAGUAGUAGUUCUCUGUUAUUUUUGUAUUCUGUGCUUGUCGGUCUCGGUUACUUGCGUAGUAAAUUGCACGUGAACCGCAAAGGAUAUUACUGCUAACUACAGGCAAAAAACUGUAAGCAAAAUUGAUUAGGUGGGAGAUCCUAGCUCCUGAGGACAAGGAUUAAGCAGGACUAAUUUAUUAGUUUUUGUGGCUUCAAGUACAAGUUGAAAAGAAUUUCAGAAUGAAUCUAUGUUUACGUGUAGCUGUUUAUGUUGUAAAGAUUGUGAUCGGUUUCACUUUUGCAAGUUGAAAACGUUACACUUAUAUUAUAUUAUAUUAAUAUUAUAUUACGUUAGGUUGGACCACAGGAACGCAGACUGCUAAGAAAGUCGCGUGUAGUUUCUCGGUGAGAAACGCCGAGAGUGAUGCGAAUGGAACUCACAGCCUGAGACUGACUAUCUCUGGCUGGUUUGAUCCCUGUGAGUAUUCCUGGGGGUUGCAAAGGGGAGGCCUCAGCUUCUUCUUUGGGAUAUCAUGAUGGGGAGAGUUUCGGGCGCUCAUAUGGGAACCCCUUCGCUUUUGCUAUGUGUCAUCAUUAAUCUCGUACGGAACGGUCAUCGUUGUGCUCUAUCGUUACCCAUCUGGAUCUGAUUGAACUUAGUGGAUGGAUAUGCAUCAGAUCACAUUCACACGAGACCCAUUCCGGGAAUACCUUGCGGCGAUCUUUAUGCGUAUGGAACUGAUCAGAACUGACAAGACGAAACGGACCUCGUUACAGCUAUGAACGUUCGCCGCCUCUGCUAUCUGAAGACGUUGAAGGUCCUUUGUCUGUUGGUCAUUGGUUUGGGAACCAUAUGCGUUGAGGUCUAUGGGUUUCCUUGAGAUCUUUCCGGUGGUGCUUGUCCUUGAUCGUACUGAGAGACUUGAAACAGUAAACAAGAGAGAGAGGAGAAGCCAGAGACACCCGCGCGACGGUAAACCCGUCGGGCGUUUGGAUAGUGCUCCGGUAACCUUUUGCCUGGCGAUCUUGGUCAUUUCGUUGAUCUUUAUCCUUUGGAUCUUUGUGGAUCUUUAUCAAGUCUCAAGGAUUCCGAUCAUGGCCAACGUAUUAUAUGAUAUUACGUUGUGUUAUCUUAUAUUAGAGUAGUUUAUAGACGCUGGGCUACGCUGGGUGGCUGGGCGGCCUCGCUGGGCACGCUGGGCGGCAACGCGGGGCACGCUGGGCGGCAACGCUGGGCACGCUGGGCGGGCGCAUGGAUGGCGCUUAGCGGACUCGAGGGCCACACACUGGGUGUGCCGAGCCUCCGCGGCCGGUGGAUUUACUUGCGCCGCGGGGACGCGGUGCAGCGCGUCCUCCCCGUGAGGACAAACAAAGGCGGCGCGCCGCCCUCAUUCAAGGUUCAGAACAGCGCUGGCGCAGUGCUGCGCCAGUUUGCGCAGCAGCGGGCUGCGCGGCACCUGCUCUGUUCAGGCUUGCACUGCGUUGCGCUGCACUGCGCUGCUCGAUGCGUGCAAUGCUGCGCCGCUCCUGUGCACAACGGUAAACUCGCCGCCGUCGUUGGCCUUGCCCUACGCUAGACUAGCGCCGCCGGUGGGGUUCUCAAGCGGGCGCCCGGAGGGCGCCCCGCAAUUGGAGACGCCCAGCGUCACGCUGGGCGCAGAAUUCGGCAGAUCUGGCAGAUUUGGGUCGCCCAGCGACCCAGUGUGCCCAGCGUGCCCAGCCCAGCCAUGUUGGGAACCCUUAUAAACUGUUCUAUUAUAUAUAUCACGGCGGCUUCCCUUAGAUGCGAGGACCCACCCCCUUGUUGCUCCCCGCCUGGAGUAAGUAUGGGGGUGGGACGCCAUAGGCUGAAGCAUCCUGUUAAAUUAGAGUAAGAAUAAAUUAGUUUAUCUGCUCUUGCCUUGCGUUUUAAACGUCCGCGACCUUUCGUUAGAGGGAAAGAGUGUGAGGGUAAAGGUACUCGAAUUGAAACGAGUGAUACAAGAACUUGUCUCGACAACAACUGGGUUAAGGGGUAAACUACACUUAAACAUGCAUGCAUUAUAUUAUAUUAUAUCAUAUUAUAUUAUUCUAAUAUGGAAACUCAUAGUGGUGCUGGUGCCAGCAGUGGAGUGAGGACUGCGGCAACGGCAACAAGUCCAGCAGGAUUUUGUCUGCUUCCUGACACUCCACGGAGUCCACAUGAGCCUGGAGUCCAGAUGAGCCUGUGCAGACAAGCGCCACAUGAUUAAGGCCCAUAUCUAAAAAGCUUCCAUAGGCUUAGGCCUGUCUUUUCCCUUUGAUUUCUUCUUUGUAGGUGCUUGGCGGCCUUCGUAUACACUUGUUCAAGGUAUAAUUGGUGCAUUAAGAUUGUGUCUUGUUGGCAGGAUGAGACGCCAUAAUUAUGAUGAUGACAAUGGACUAGGAGUAGGACUGAAGAUGAAGAUCAUGUAUUAUAAACUACUUAUAACUAUCCAUCGUAUGAAUUCUAAUUUGAGACGAGGAUCAUCGAGAAAAAAGAGGCAGAGCAACGUAAUGCGGGGCUAUUGGAAACUUUUCAAAGACUUGGGAUCUCGUGCAAGCGGAUUCUAUAGUAGGGGAGCCACAUCAUUAUCUUCAGGGGAGCAGACACGUUUUGUGACUUAUUCUGUAGGCAGUUAUUCUUACUUACAUCCAACAAAACGUUCUCAUAAAUUCCCGAACUGAUAAUUGUGACUUUUUUCUUCGUUUUAUCAUCACUGAAUUAUGCAAAAUCGUAGUUAAUUACGGGGCGAUAAUUUUAGAUGAACAUGUAGUAGCUGCUGGACGACGGAGACCCCUGUGUUUUUUUACGAAAUAUAUUGGUAUCAAAUGGACUUUUCAAAAACUUCGAGCCGCAGUCACGGUGGGUGUUCGUGUUGCACUUUGCUUGGAACUGUACCACUUGAACAUCUAUCCGUGUAUGGCUUGCACGCACAUUGUGAAUCCGGUCGUGAGUACUGAUCCAUUAUCAUUAAUUAAGUAAUACAUGGGAUUUACAUUGACUAGAGUAGUCAACCUCAACUCAUAAGUAGUACACUAAAACAUGCUCAUGCUUGAAGUUUAACAAGACCGAGAUAGAAUGUCUUUUUGGACCAG